Populus euphratica (Euphrates poplar) is the source of this 2061-nucleotide messenger RNA. RefSeq names its product alpha/beta-Hydrolases superfamily protein. Gene Ontology annotation, biological process: lipid metabolic process. The record is from RefSeq and is a predicted model, not a curated record. NCBI's taxonomy places the organism in Eukaryota, Viridiplantae, Streptophyta, Magnoliopsida, Malpighiales, Salicaceae. The coding region runs from base 250 to 1476 and encodes 408 amino acids. The transcript is spliced from 11 exons.
AUUCCAUUUUUAUCCCUCCCCGACCCUUCGUCUAUCACAGCAACAAACUAGUAAUUACAACAAAAUCCAGGUUCCUUUUAUCAAUAAGUCAAGCCACCCUUAAAGCCGCAGGGUAGCCGGUUAGCUUAUUGUGGACCCGACCCGGACCCAACCGUAACGGUUUAACUACUCACCUUCCAAAUAUGAACUUGACGCGCUAUUACAAAACAGUAAGUCCUUCCUCUCAUUGCAUUUCUUGUUUCUCUAAUCAUGGGUUCUGUUGAGCUGCAAGGUACUACUGGAAGAAGAUCAUCACUAGAGAUUGUUAAUAAGAGUGGUGGAGAGUUAAAAGAGAUGAAUAGUGCAAAGAAGAGCAAUAAGAAAUCUUCAUAUUUUAGAAAAUUUGGAUGCUUGAAAAUUGAAGAGAAUAAUGAAAAAGGGAGUGUCGUGGAGACAACAGGAGAGCCUGUAAAUCCAACUCACCUUAUUAUCAUGGUUAACGGUAUCGUUGGCAGUGCUCAAGAUUGGAAAUUUGCGGCUAAGCAGUUUUUGAAGAAGUAUCCCAGAGACGUUGUUGUUCACCGCAGCAAAGUUAAUUCUUCAAUGUUGACAUUUGAUGGUGUAGAUGUAAUGGGAGACAGACUAGCAGAAGAGGUGGUAUCAGUGAAGAAAAGACACCCAUCUGUUCAGAAGAUUUCAUUCGUAGGCCAUUCAUUAGGUGGGUUGAUUGCAAGAUAUGCUAUUGCUAGGCUAUAUGAACGAGAUAUCACCAAGGAAAUUUCUCAUGAAAGCGGCAAUUGUAAAAGUGAUGAAUCUGAAGAUAAAGAUAACUGCGUGCAAGAGAAAUCAACAGGCACAAUUGCUGGAUUGGAGCCCAUGAAUUUCAUAACCUUUGCCACUCCACAUCUUGGUUCGAGGUUUCAUAAGCAGGUCCCAAUGUUUUGUGGCUUUUACACUCUGGAAAAAGCAGCUGCUCGAAUUGCUUGGUUUCUUGGUAGGACUGGAAAACAUCUGUUUUUGACUGAUGUUGAUGAUGGAAAACCUCCGCUUCUUUUUCAGAUGACCAGUGACUCUGAAAAUCUUAAUUUUAUAUCUGCUUUGGAAUCCUUUAAGCGUCGUGUGGCAUAUGCAAAUGCAAGUUUUGACCACAUUGUGGGAUGGUGCACAUCAUCUUUACGGCGAAGAGAUGAACUUCCUAAGAGACAACAUCUCCUAAGACAUGAGAAAUAUCCGCAUAUUGUUAAUGUGAAGACAACAGAAAAUGCAAGCCCUCAGCAUGAAAUAUCAGAGGUCAAAGCUUAUGAUAGCAAGAGUAAUUACAUGGAAGAGGAAAUGAUCAGAGGCUUGACAAAGUUGAGCUGGGAACGAGUUGAUGUUAACUUAAGUGGAAGUAUGCAAAGGUUCGUGGCGCACAGCACCAUUCAGGUGAAAAUCUCCUGCAUCAAUUCUGAUGGGGCUGACGUUGUCCAACACAUGGUUGACAAUUUUAUUUUGUGAAAGGGUUGAAGGUGUGUCGCUCCAAUGAGAUAGUUUUUUCAGCCCAGAAGAACUUUCCCUGGGUGUAAAAUAUUUUCUUUUGUAGCCCAGUUAGGAACAGCGCAGCCCCUUGUUAUUGAAGCCUCAACUAGCUCGUUCAUGACUUCCUUCCGAAGAUCAAAAACCAAGGUUCGGCGAUAUGAAGGUACACGAAACUUUGGUGCUGCUAUAGUUUAUCUAGUCUGCAGAAGCUCUUACUCAUUGAAAACUGAUUAGGAGCCGGAAAAGCGGAAUUUAUGAUGAUUUUAUUCGUGUACUUCAACGACACGGGGACUGUUGUCCUUUUAGAAUGAAAGAUCUAGAUUCUUAAGAAAUUUUCGAGUGACAUUUUCCACGCUUUGUAGAAAUCAAUAACAUUACACUUAAAAGACAACGCUCACUGUGAUCGCAAACCAUUUGUAUUUGCGCAUGUUAACAAAAGCUACUGUGGAACGAGGGAGGAUAAGACCUGAUAGUGAGGUAAAUACAUUUUUGGUACGUGUAAAACUCACGAUUUCAAUCUCAAAUGGUAACCUUUUCAAUAACAGCUGCUGUUAGGACUUGGGA